AUGCUCCAGGAUCUUAGAGAUUCCAACAGUUCUAAGUUCCAGGUCACUGAGUUCAUCUUGAUGGGAUUCCCUGGCAUCCACAGCUGGCAGCACUGGCUCUCCCUGCCCCUGGCUCUGCUCUAUCUCUUGGCUCUCAGUGCCAACAUCCUUAUCCUGAUCAUCAUCAACCAAGAGAUGGCACUGCACCAACCCAUGUACUAUUUCCUGGGCACCCUGGCAGUGGUGGAUAUGGGUCUGGCUACCACCAUCAUGCCUAAGAUUUUAGCUAUCUUGUGGUUCAAUGCUAAGGCCAUCAGUCUCCCUGAGUGCUUUGCUCAGAUGUAUGCCAUACAUUGUUUUGUGGCCAUGGAGUCAGGUAUCUUUGUCUGCAUGGCUAUCGACAGAUAUGUAGCCAUUUGCCACCCACUGCGAUAUCCAUCGAUAAUAACUGGGUCCUUUGUGAUCAAAUCAGCUGUGUUCAUGGUAUUCAGAAACAGUCUGUCUCCCAUCUCAGUGCCUGUGUUGGCUGCCCAAAGACACUACUGUUCCCGGAAUCAAAUUGAACACUGUCUUUGCUCUAACCUUGGAGUCACUAGCCUAUCCUGUGAUGAUAGUAAAAUCAAUAGUAUUAAUCAGUUACUUUUGGCUUGGACACUCAUGGGAGGUGACCUAGUAUUGAUUAUUUUAUCAUAUGCUUUAAUACUUCACUCUGUGCUGAAACUGAACUCAGUAGAAGCUGCAUCUAAGGCCUUAAGUACCUGCACUUCCCACCUCAUUCUAAUCCUUUUUUUUUACACAGUCAUCAUUGUCAUUUCUAUUACUCAUGGUGCAGGAAUAAGAGUUCCUCUCAUUCCAGUUCUACUCAAUGUGCUACACAAUGUCAUUCCCCCUGCCCUCAACCCUAUGGUGUAUGCACUCAAGAACAAGGAACUCAGACAGAGCUUCUAUAAGGUGCUUAGGUUGGAUGUUAAAAACAACUAA
Messenger RNA from Carlito syrichta (Philippine tarsier), 960 nucleotides. Its product is annotated as putative olfactory receptor 56B2. Gene Ontology annotation, cellular component: membrane. Gene Ontology annotation, molecular function: G protein-coupled receptor activity; olfactory receptor activity. Bases 1 to 960 code for a protein of 319 amino acids. Gene Ontology annotation, biological process: G protein-coupled receptor signaling pathway. The transcript has a single exon. The record is from RefSeq and is a predicted model, not a curated record. NCBI's taxonomy places the organism in Eukaryota, Metazoa, Chordata, Mammalia, Primates, Tarsiidae.